AUGGCCUUGUUGUGUUUUUCGGGUACGAGAGCUGCGUUGCGUUCAGCCGUCGUUGCUCGACGUAUGCUUUCAGCUGGGCGUGAUUCGCAGGAGGAUAAUACAUUUUUGCAUCGACUGGCUCGACGUUUCGAGCGGGGCAAGCCGCCUGGGGAUUCUCAUGCCAAAAUACUUGCCAGUGCAAAGCAUAUCUAUGAGAUACAGUUUCAUGAUGUGAAGCCUGAUUGCAUCCAUGAAUAUCAAGACCUAACAGAAGAAAUGUUCCCAAAGUUACACCAAAGCUCAUCUAUUCCAGCUCAACUAGUGGGCAGCUGGACAUCAAUUCUGGGAAAGCAAGACGAAGCAGUACACUUGUGGUACUAUGAGAAUGGUUGGAGUGACGUGAGUGACACACUUGAACAGUUGCGAGACAACGUGGAAUGGAGACAGUACAGUGACAGGAUAAAGUCACUUUUGUCGUCUCGACGAAAUCAACUUUUGAUGGAGUUUGCCUUUUGGGGAAAACCAGUGCCGCGUAAUUCAAGUCAUAUCUAUGAACUGCGUAGUUAUAGACUAAGACCGGGAACACUAAUAGACUGGAGCCGAGAAUGGGAGAAAGGAAUUCUAUUCAGACAGGAAGCCAAUGAAGCUGUUGGCGGUUUCUUUUCACAGAUCGGUCUUCUGUAUGAAGUCUAUCACAUUUGGGCCUACUCUGAUCUUAGCGUACGACAAGAGGUUCGAGAAAAUGCAUGGAUGAAGCCUGGAUGGGAUGACUGCUGGGCUCGAACCAUUUCUCUGGUUCAGUCCUUGGAUACCAGAAUUAUGCUACCCGCUCCUUACUCGAGUCUGCAGUAAAUCUUGUCUCUUAAUUAAUUAAAUGAAGUAUUUCACUUUUAAUUGACUUUAUUUAAGUAAUAACUGUAGGAGUCUAGAAUGAAUUUAUCUGCAACUAUUUUUACUUGUAAGAUUUACUUUUAAGCCUUGCCUUGGCAUAACAUUAAACGUCAGUACAUGUACUUAGAGUCUGUUCAUCUGUUAUUGAAUUCUACAUAUGAUUUACUGAUACCCUGCUGCGGGGGGUGUUUGAA
This is a messenger RNA of Corticium candelabrum, 1064 nucleotides long. Its product is annotated as protein NipSnap homolog 2-like. The record is from RefSeq and is a predicted model, not a curated record. Gene Ontology annotation, cellular component: mitochondrion. The transcript has 9 exons. Bases 1 to 831 code for a protein of 276 amino acids. Lineage: Eukaryota; Metazoa; Porifera; Homoscleromorpha; Homosclerophorida; Plakinidae.